Molecule: messenger RNA, 2081 nt
Organism: Truncatella angustata
Lineage: Eukaryota; Fungi; Ascomycota; Sordariomycetes; Amphisphaeriales; Sporocadaceae
Product: carboxylesterase
Exons: 1
Coding region: 190-1815 (541 amino acids)
Source: RefSeq, a predicted model, not a curated record
AUUCUACUCAUACGAUCACCACAGAAUUUUAAAACCCCUGCAUUGCCCGACAACAAAUGCUGAUAUGCCGAGCUCACGCGGCGUGCAACUUAGUCAACAUUUGAAAUUAUUAGUAACUAGUAUAAAGAACUGGCCCUCGGCCACGUUAUAAUUGGGGAGAAGUAUGCCAAGAAAGCUACACCAGUCACCAUGACCCGUUUUCGUGAACUUUGUUUGCUCGGCGGACUGCUGUUUUCUUUAGCUUCCUCGGAGCAGAAUCCUGUCGUCGCUCUCCACAAUGGGCCCGUCCGCGGCACCGUGUCUGAGUACGUGUCUGCGGUCAAUGUUUUUAAAGGCAUCCGCUUUGCAGAUCCCGCAACGGGUGACUACCGCUGGGCGCAUCCUCCGCACCCGACUUCAUGGAACGACACAUUUGAUGCUUUUGAAUUCGGCAAUGACUGUGCCCAGCUGGGAUUCAAUGGCACCGUCGAGGGCUCCGAGGACUGCCUCUUCCUGAACAUCUGGACACCGGAGAACUUCACGAACGAGACCAACUAUCCAGUCUAUCUCUGGAGCUAUGGCGGCCGCUUCAGCGGCGGCUCGGGUUCGCAAGCGACUUACGACGGCUCGGGGCUUGCAGCCAAAGGCGCUGUCGUGAUUACAUAUAACUAUCGGCUCGGUGUGCUUGGUGGCCUUGCACAUCCGGAGCUGAGCGCCGAGGCUGAAGGCAACUCUACUGGCAACUGGUUUCUACAGGAUCAGAUCGCAGUUUUGCAUUGGACAAACGAGAACAUCCAACUGUUUGGAGGCAAUCCGAGUCAAAUCACCCUUGGCGGCCAAUCUGCCGGAUCCGGAAUUGCCCUCAGCAUGGUUUACUCCCCUCUAGCAGCCGGUCUAUUCCAGGGAGCCAUAGCAGAAAGCGGCGCACGAGCUCCCCACGACCCCCUGACCGGUUCGCUCGCUACAAGCCACCGCAACAAAACCGAUGCCGAGGCUGAAGGUGUUGAGUUUCUCAAAGCGCUCAAUGUGAGCUCCAUUGCGGAAGCACGACUGCUCCCGGUUGAGACACUUCUGGCCGCCAGUCCGCAGUCGGAUCCCAUUUUCGUUGGGACGCCGUUCGCAAACAAUUCGGCCUACAUGGCUCCCCCAGUAUUCCGUCCUGUAAUUGAUGGCUUUGUACUGCUAGAUACCUACGAAGCUACUUUGGCAGGCCAUUUGCAGAACGAUGUGCCGAUUCUCACAGGCAAUAAUAGAGAUGAGAGCGGGGCAACGCCUGAUCCGCGCACCAUUUCCCUAGCCGACUACAAUACCAGCAACAGCGCCAUCUUCGAGCCCAUUGGACUUGAGGACCGGUAUUUCCAACUUUUCCCGGCGUCGACUGACUCCGAGGCCGGCACCCAGACAAACAACUUCUAUCGCAACCAGAGUCUGGCCUCGGUCUGGAAUUGGGCGAACGCUUGGGCCGCAGGUGGCGGCAAUAGUAGCGUCUAUACCUAUUACUGGACGCACGCGCCGCCGGGCCAGAGUUCAGGUGCCUUUCAUGGCAGUGAAAUCAACUAUGCUUUCCAUAACAUCCCCUGGGGCACAACCCUUACGGGACGGGCAUUGAACUGGACUGCUGAAGAUUAUCUUAUUCAGGACACAAUCUCCCAGUAUUGGUACAACUUCAUUGCAACGGGCAACCCGAAUGGUGGUAACUUGACGGAGUGGGAACCAAGUAGUGAUGCAUCUAAAGCAACGAUGCAAUUGGGUGAUGGAUACGGUGCAAUUCCGGUGGCAUCAGAUGAUGUUCUUGAUUUUAUAGCAGAGUACUUUUCCCAGGAAAUCGCGUGGUAGGUGGGAGUGGAGUGCCAGUGUAUGAUGGUCUUGUCUCUCUCUGAGAAGUUGCUGUUGUGGUGGCGCAUUGUGGCCAUCCCAGCUAUUGUAUAUCGUUGCAGUGGCAAGAGAAUCCGUGGACAAGAUCACAACUGGUGGCUUCCAUCACACCAUUAGUCUCUUUCUUCCCAUUAUGGACAUCCAAUGAUAUUUGCGCUGUUCACUGCCAUACCCAUCUUCUUACUGAGUAGGCUGAAUAUCUCAUGUUGAAAAUCUUCCAAAAAUCC